GCUUCAGUCCGCUCCAAACUCCCAGACGCAGUUAGCGGAUCCUACGGUUGUUAUCAUGGACCGGGCUGUCCCUCCGCUCGCUUUCCCCCAACUGUUUCCAGCCAGAAACGGACAAACGAUGUGUGAAAAUGUCUCCACUUCUUCAUUUUCUUUUCUUUUCUGCUCGACAUUCACGUCGGUUUGGAUUUUAUCUUGAAGAAAACUGAGCUGGAAGUUUGAAAGCUAACGUGUGUGUGUGUGAUUGGGAAUAUAACGUUAGUUCAUCUCAUUAUCAAGCUAACAUUUUUAAAUAACGUUCACAGCUGUUGUCUAAUGGAUGCAGAGAUACUGCUGGGGUAUUUACACACCUUUUUGUGAUUUUUAAGGGUUUGUUAUUUUUAUUUUUUGGAGCUGGAAGUGAUACUAUUCUCGUCCCGACACAUUUUUAAUUUUUAACAGUUAGCUAGCUGCGAAGAAUGCUAUUUUCUGAUCAUUUCAACUGCUCUAGUUGUGUUGUUUUGUUUACGUGAAUUGAAAACAACAAUGAUUUCGGAGGAGAGAAGCAGCCACGUAAAUAAACAAGCCCUAAACUUCCCUGUGGGUUUACUGAUCCGCUCUCCAAAGAAGCGCCUCGCCAAACUGGGGAGGAAACCCAGCAAUGGAUCUGUCCAGUCCAACAACUCUGACAGCACCGUCCGCUGCACAGAGAGCGUGGGUGUCCGGCAGCCGGCCAAGAGCAAAAUCCGCCGCCACAAUAACAGGCUUUCAACUGCUUUCAACCACAGCCCCAACCUGCGGGACGGUGGACGCCGCGGCCAGGCGUUGGGCAGCGGUAACCUCCAGGCUGCAGACGACCCAGCAGAGCUGUCCAGUCAAAUGUCUAUCCCAGGCAUCCUUAAGAUCUUCGGCAGCGACAUCUGUCAGGGGACCAACUAUAAGAGUGUACUGGCCACCACACAGUCCAGUGCGAAGGAACUGGUAAAGGAGGCCUUGGAGAGGUACUGCCUGGAAAAAGAAGACCCCAACGAUUAUGUGCUCUGUGAUGUGAUUGGCCAGACAGGCACAGAUAACCAGUGGAAGAGGGAGUGUUUCCGGGUGGUGGGGGACAACGAGAAGCCCCUCAUGCUGCAGUCACUUUGGAAACCAAAGGAAGGCUUCUCCAGGCGUUUUGAAAUCCAGCUGAGAGCGAGCGUUGAAGAGCAAAGUUUAAAGGACAGAGACACAGUCACAGCAGGCAUCAAUGCUCAGGCUCGUAAGCUGCAGAAGAGCCGCUCCAGAGUGACCUCGCUGUUUGUGGAUGGCAGCGGGGAGGAUGUGGACGGACUCGGCAUCUGGAGAAGUUUGAGUGAGAUGGAUCUGUCCGCGAUGGAGAAGGAGGCCAGCCGAGCCCGGCAGAGCGCGCUCAGGGAGGAUCCCGAGGCUGAGGCUGACAAGGAGGUCCUGCGGCUCGGCAUGGAGAAGGAGGAGACGGAGAGCAGCGACGACAACACCACCCAGUACUCCAUUCACCCGCCCUUCGACUUCCCGUACUUCCUCCUGCUGCAGGGCUAUAGCCACAGACAGGACUUUGUGAUCUACCUGAUGAGCGGGACCACCACCAUCUUUGGCUGCUGCAGGGAACACUGCAACGGGGACGAUGAGGACAGAUUAAAGGUCGACAUCCUUCUCUUCGCUCCUGACGUGUUGCCCCAGCACUGCUGUGUCAGACGCCUGGACUCUAACAUCCCAACAUCCACAGGGGAGCACAGAAAGUCAUUGACAAUGCUGAAGCCCCUCCAUGGUGCUUCUGUGACCAGAAAUGGUUUCAUCCUUAAAGAGGAGGUGGAACUGAACCCAGGGGACUUGGUGGGCUUGGGCAAACACUACCUGUUCUUGUUUAAGGAUCCUACCAGCACAUCAGGAUCCCUCCAGACUCCUCCUUGGAUGACCAGACUCUGCCCAAACUCUGAUACAAAGCCCUCACCCUCUUGUUUAUCAUGUGGAUCCUCUAUCGCCAUGAAAAGGUUCCAGAGGAAGCCUUUACCGCCUCGUUGGAGGGACCUGGAAGGCACAGAGGCUUUGGUAAACUAUGAGCUGGAGCAGGAGGAGAGGGUCCUGCAGGAGAUUUUGGAUAUGUUGGACCCCAGUGGAAAUGAACCAAAGCUGACGCCUGCUUUCCUGCUGAGCCUCUGCAUCCAGCACUCAGCCUCCACGUUCCAGUUGACACACUUCAGACAGCUGCUGCUCCGGAUAGCCAGCCAGAUCCAGCUUGUUAUGUGGGAGAAGACAAAGGAACUUGCAGCAAUCCAGACAGAAACGAGCAGCAGUGACGGGAAGCCUGACUAUCUUCAGCUGCUCAGCAUGGAGGAGCUGAUCCCAGGUCUGCAGCCUCUGGUGCUGUGGAUGGCCAACUCCAUCGAGCUGCUGCACUUCAUCCAGCAUGAAGUCCCUCAGCUGCUGCCCUGGAGGAAGAACCAGGAGGACGAAGGUCUGCUGGACUCUGAGAUGUCGUCCACUCGGAUAGCCUGUGAGGAAGCCAUGACAGUCCUGGAGGAAGGCAUCAUGUUCACCUUCCAGCAGUCCGUCUACUAUCUAACAAAGAGUAUGUAUUCAGCCUUGCCUGGUCUGCUGGAUGGGAACCCGUUUUCAGAGAGCGGUCAGCUGCGGGUGCCUGACGGGCUCAGCGGCAUCCUGGAGGUGCUGAAAGAGGCACUGAAGCUUCUCACAGCCUUCCAGGUCCAUCCAGACAUCUCAUUACAACUCUGUGCCUACCUGUUCUUCUUCAUCAACGCGUCGCUGUUCAACACCCUCAUGGAGAGAGGAUCUGAUGCAGGGUUCUACCAGUGGUCCCGAGGUGUUCAGAUCCGAGCCAACUUGGACCUGCUGAUGGACUGGAUCCAGAGCAUCGGUCUAGGCGAUCUGGCCACUGAGUUCUUCCAGAAGCUUUCUGCUGCUGUCAAUCUGCUGGCCACACCCAAAGAAACCCUCCUGCAGGCGUCCUGGGCUUCUCUCAGGACUGAGUUUGCUGCCCUGAACCCUGCUCAGCUUCACCACAUGCUGAGGGAGUACAACUCUGGGAAAGCCUGUCCCACCGGAUGGACCCCAUCACCGGAAGAUGUGGAGGACACUGUCAGGACAGCCGCUAUCCUGGAGAGCUUCGACAACCACCCGCCGCUCAUCCUGCCAAGCAGCACCUUUCACCUGGAGCUGGGUAAACCUAUCGUGGAGCCUGCUCUGUUUGAACAGCUCAGUCGUCUACAGGAGUUCAUACGCCAGCUCCCCCGCAGUGAAACCCAAGAGCCUGAUGUGGAGAAACAGACUCGGGUCCUCAAGGGGACGACCACAGACAGCCAGUCUACAACCUCACCCUCCAUCAGAGUGUUCCAGGAUCCUGCCCGUCAGGUGGUCUCUAACCCGGUUAACAGCACAUCCCCUAAGGCAGACCUGGACCGUACCUUCACCACAGAGCCAACUCAGGCCCUGGGAUCUCAUGGUGACCUGAGCAGCUGUGAGGCAGUCCUGACCCAGAAGCUGAAGAGCCUGGAGCUGCAGAACACCCUCCCAGGACAGGCCGACCUGGGCUGCCACAAGAGCCUGGCACUGGACCCGUCCUGCCUGCUGACACCACCCAACACCCCACAGGGUAUGGAGCUGGCUGAGCUGGAGGCGGAUCUGCAAGAGGGCGCCCGCCAACAAAAGAAAGCCAGUGGAUAUGCCAAGUGGAAGACAGAGAAUGUGGAAGAAGAAGACGACGACAAAGAGGAAGUGUUCACGGUGGAGCUUCACAGAGGACCUCAUGGUCUCGGACUGGCACUCGUGGAUGGAACGAAGACACAGCUGAGAAUAAGCGGCAUUUAUGUGAAGUCAGUGGUUCCCGACUCUCCUGCCGCUCUGUGUCAGAAACUGAGAACGGGCGAUCGCAUCCUGGCUGUUAACGGCAUCAGCCUGGUUGGGAUGGAAUAUUCCAUUGGUAGAGAACUGAUUCGAUCGUCGGGAGACUGUCUCAAACUGCUGGUGGCCAAGAUCGACUCAAAGACGAGGAACAAGAGCUCGGCUACGACUAAAUGCUGAAGGAGGAGCUGUGGUGGAAGAUAAAGUGCAAUUGGGAUUACUGGAGGACGUUUGGUUCACCCUUCUUGCGGCAUCCAAAGUCAGUAUUUCUCACUGGACAGACCCCCAACCAAAGGAAAACACACUUCCUGCUUCUCAUUUCAGGCUUGUUGUGAAAUAGAGUUGUUUUCGGUGUAAAACAACUCACUAUAUAUGCAUUGAGACAAUCGACCCAAGCAGCAGGACUGACUCCGACACAGACUGUGGGCAUCUGCUGGGUUAGUUUUUAAACGCUCAUUUUGCUGCCCCAGCUUCUUUCUGCCCUAUAAACAAACUCUGCUCAUACACUCAUAAACCAUGAGGGUUUAGUGGUCAAGGAAAAUAACUGUGUCUGAGCACACAGUAUUCUGUCUGAGGAACACCACCGAGCUGCUCUCCAGGACCGAGAACUGAUUCAUGUCUGGCAUUAACUGGAACUAUUUUGAAAUGCAUUUUUAUAAUUAUGGCUAUUUUAAAAACUGUGAAGCCGCAUAUUUUACGCUGCAAAAAAACUCUUACCCAGUCAUUUGGUAGGGAGUCAUAAAAGCAUGUCUUCUUAAGCAGAAUUAUCCCAACUUACUGGGAUAUUUUGUUUUGAAUUUGGACAUAAGACGAGAUGAUCUUUGCAUUUUAGCAGUUUGUCUGUUUCAUCAUGGCCUUUAGAGCAUCGCACAAAGCUUUCCAUCGUAACAUUUCCACUUUCACAUCACAUGAAAGACUAUUCUGUCUUUUACAACAACAGGUAAAAAUGACGGGUAACAAUAAACGUUCAGGUUGAAAGGUUGCCUGCUCCUCUUUUAAGCAGCUGCAAUUAAAAUUUUUAUCAUAACAACGGAUUGUAUGAUUCAAAGUGAAGAGGCUAGAUUAUCAUAUACAUGCUUUACGGAGCUUUAUAGAAAUUUUCAGCUGUCUGAACCACAAAAUUUUGGUUCUCGUUCACUGGUGUGGGCAAAAAAAAAAACUCUAAAAAACCCCUGUACACUACCUGCUCAGCAACAAACAGCAGACAGACACAGUUAAAGACGAGCUGGUGAACAUAGUUUAUCAUUUAGCAGCUAAAGAGCCAGAUAUCCCCCUCAGGAGUUGGUGGACAGCAAAAAGAGAGUCAAUAUUUGACUUAAAUUUAAAGGGGUCACAAACAUAAACUGAAUGCUAAUGUUGCUCUGUAGCUGCUGAGUGAGUAAAGAAGCAGCUGUUUGCUAACAUGUUCAGCAUAUCAACUUAAAGGGUGAUAAUAUGUCAGUGUUGUUUUCACAGCUUGUUUCUGCUGGCCAAAAAACAGGUUUUAAACUCAACUUCAAAAAUACUCCUCUGGAUAAAUAAGCCAAAAAUAUGCUACAACUAAAAUAACUCUCAAAGGUGGGAAAUGAGGCAGUGUCAUAACUUCCUCUGCUUCAGUUUAUCGGCUGUACGUUCACAUCUACAUGCACACGCAUAUGUACAGGAGUUGAAUUAAAGGAAUAGCUUGGCAUUUUGUGAAGUAACUAGGGAGUCAGAUAAGAGGAUUAAUACCGCUCUCUUUAGCAGUCAGUUAGCUUAGCUUAGCAUAAAGACACAGUUAGCCUGGCUCUGUCCAAAGGUAAUAAAAUCCACCUCUAAAGCUCAUUAUUAACACGUUAUGUCUCGUCUUUGUGCUACACUAACCAGCUCCUGGGUGUUGACACGAGAGUGGCGUCAAUCCUCUCAUCUAUCUGCCGACAAGAAAACAAAUAAGUGUUUUUUUACCAAAAUGUUGAACUUUUGCUUUGAAGCCUUACUGUCAGUGGUUUGGGCCCAAAUCAUAAAACAUAGAAAGUUACUGAUCGGAGAGCAGAUGUGUUUAAAUAUGUUUAACACUGUAGGACAACACGCUGCCGCAGCACUCGUCUGAAGCCUGUGUCUUCAUCCCAAAUGUAAACAGUGUUUAACUACAAGUAUAUUGACGCACACAAAGUAUUCAAUUUUGUAAUAUUUAUAUUGCGCAGUAUUUUUGAAACUAUGGAAUAAAUAUUAUUUUGACUUUGAAAAUGUUAA
Micropterus salmoides (largemouth bass) is the source of this 6060-nucleotide messenger RNA. It is a transcript of the gene radil2a, whose product is annotated as RA_Radil_like and Myo5p-like_CBD_Rasip1 domain-containing protein. The record is from RefSeq and is a predicted model, not a curated record. Bases 523 to 4029 code for a protein of 1168 amino acids. Gene Ontology annotation, molecular function: GTPase binding. Lineage: Eukaryota; Metazoa; Chordata; Actinopteri; Centrarchiformes; Centrarchidae. Gene Ontology annotation, cellular component: microtubule. The transcript has 16 exons. Gene Ontology annotation, biological process: signal transduction; neural crest cell migration; substrate adhesion-dependent cell spreading.